Messenger RNA from Periconia digitata, 1344 nucleotides. The record is from the annotation of a GenBank genome assembly. Lineage: Eukaryota; Fungi; Ascomycota; Dothideomycetes; Pleosporales; Periconiaceae.
GUACAUAUGUAUAGUUGAGCUAGUACUGCAGCAUGAGGCAUGCACUUGAAGCGGGAAAUUCAAUGGCUUGAUCCAUGGAACUCGGUCCAACAGGGGCCGCGUUGUGCAAACAGCCGGUAGUGUGGCUACGUCAACGCAUUAAUUGAGGCCGUCGCCGCUUCCUUUCGAAACAUUCUCGGCUUCCAUCAACCUUUCCCCUCACUGAGCUCAUUGAGUCACCACAACACUUCACCACCAGACUUCGACAUGUCGCAAAGAGCAGCGCUGCUAAUCGGCAACCUCGUCCACACCAGGAAAGAAUGGGAGCAAGACUGCGGCAAGUUCGCAUCGAAACUGCUCGAGUACCCUGAGGCGGGGGGCACGCGAGAGGACUUCCUGUCCAAGUGCAAGAACGGCGACUUUGACCAAGUCUACGCGCUGUACCGGAGCAACGACUCGAACAAAGUCACAGGCAGCUUCAAUGCUGAGCUCGUUGACGCAUUGCCCAAGAGUUUGAAGUUCAUAUGCCACAAUGGCGCGGGUUACGAUAACAUCGACAUUGAAGCUUGCACCAAGAGGGGCAUUGCCGUGUCUAGCACCCCAAUUGCCGUCAACGACGCAACGGCAGAUAUCGCCAUAUGGCUUAUGCUGGGAGCUCUCCGCAACAUCAAGCAGAGCUACCAGGCCGUGAAUAAUGGCAAAUGGCGGGGCAACUUCUCUCUUGGCCACGACCCCAAGCACAAGACGCUUGGAAUACUGGGUAUGGGAGGAAUCGGUUCAGCGGUUGCGCACCGGGCGAAGGCGUUCGGAAUGAAAAUUCAGUACCACAAUCGACGACAGCUGCCUGCGAAUGAGGAGGGUGGCGCAAAAUACGUUACGUUUGAGGAGCUGUUGAAAACGUCCGACGUGCUAAGCCUCAACCUCGCGCUCAACCCGUCGACCAGACACAUCAUAGGGAAGGAGCAAUUCGAUAUGAUGAAAGAUGGCAUAGUAAUUGUGAACACAGCCCGCGGGCCUCUGAUGGACGAGGGUGCUCUGGUGGAUGCAUUGAAGAGCGGCAAGGUCUGGACAGCUGGCUUGGACGUCUUUGAGGAGGAACCCAAAAUCCACCCGGGCCUUCUAGAGGCAGAAAACGUAGUGCUCCUGCCUCAUGUUGGCACUGGCACUUUCGAGACACAGCGCGACAUGGAAUUGCUCGUUCUGGAAAAUCUGAAAUUGGCGAUGACAGAGGAUAAGCUGGUAACGCAAGUGCCAGAACAGAAGGCAGCCAAGGCAAACAUUUGAUAGCAUGAUCUCUGCAGAGCACGUUCGCGUAUAAAGCGGGUAUCAAAUAGGCGUUCCCGGCAUUUAAGUUACCUUGUAGAU